GUCUGUGACGGGGUAAUAAUGGGUUCAUGAAGACUUGAUGUAUGCUUGUUAGUGUUGUCAUGCACGAACGAACGGACGAAGGCCGGCCGAGCGGUUCGUUUAAGCAAUGAUAUCUUUGAUGAUCUUCGCCAGCGGUGCAGGCGUGUACGCUUCUAGACUACGAGUUCGUUGUCCAGUCCCGGUGUGUACUUCGUUAAAUCGAAUCCUUAACGCGGCGUCCCCGGAGAUCGCGACCUUCAGGAUUCCCAGGAUGAGUACGGCUGGGUCCGACUUCCUUCUGCAGCUCCGCCCGAUCGCGCGAUUGAGCCCCGCGAGCUGCUCCUCGCUUGUCGUCCAGUUUGUCCCUGUUGUCUCCCCGAGCAGCCGCUGCAGUUCCCGCUGUGAGAGGGUGGCGCUCGACGUACGACUCGAUGUCCGCGCCCUCGCGCCUGGAGGAAGAUCACACGGUUCUUGGUUUGCGCGAGGUUGCGGAGCACGUUCGCGAGAACGGGGUCAGGCCCGACGCGCAGGCCAAGUCGUGGAGAAGCGGCGGUCGCCUCCGUCGUACAGUGUCAUGUGGCGGUUCUGGGUGACGGAGAGCAGACUACCUGCGAGAAAAGGUUGGGGAGGGUGUCAUGCACGACCGGAGUGUAGGAUAAGGUUGGGUGUUGCGUCGCUCCGGCUUGUAGGAGGUGCUGGAAGGCUACCCCUUCUCUCGGGGGUGUUGGCUGCUGCGACGGAGUGAUGCUGUUUUGCGGGCGGAGACAUUUCUGAGAGCAUGAUAUCGAAGUUGAAGGAUAUGAGGCUAUGUAAUGAAGCCUGCGAGUGCGCUGGUGCCUCCCCGCGAUGGCGAUGGUUUAUCUGAGCAUCUGUGGGUGGU
Messenger RNA from Aspergillus homomorphus CBS 101889, 859 nucleotides. RefSeq lists its product as uncharacterized. Bases 107 to 724 code for a protein of 205 amino acids. The transcript has a single exon. The record is from RefSeq and is a predicted model, not a curated record. Lineage: Eukaryota; Fungi; Ascomycota; Eurotiomycetes; Eurotiales; Aspergillaceae.